AUGGCCAUCUUUGUAUUAUAGAGAAUCAAUAAAUAAUACAGGCAAUCAUUUUUAUUCACAAUUACUGAUAACUCUUAAGGUAGUUUUAAUAUUAUCAUUAGAAUCCUAGAAAUGAUUAUUCCUUUAUUGAUUGAUAACCCUUUUGCUUAUUUUACAUUUGAUCAGAAUCAUUUAUCAUUUUAAAUAAAACUCUCAAAUUUUUCAGAUUUUAGUUAAUUAAAUCCAUUCAAAUAAAAUUAAAAAAACUUAAAGGCCUUAUUAAGAAAAUAUAUGAUUUUUGGAACUACUCUAGAAGACUUUAUUUUCAAUAGAUUCAAUACACAUAAUAAUAAAUUACUAGUAAACAAAAUCCUAGAAUUAAAAAAUUAAAAAAAACCAAAUGAAAAAUUAAUCAUUAAAUAUUCUGAAUUCUAUAUUGCAGAAUUAAUGUUUAUGAUUGUAAUUGAUCAAAAACAAUAAGUUAUACUGUCUUAAUAAUAAAAAAUAUAAAAAUUAGAAAGAGGAAUUAAGGCUUUCAUUAAUGGUAUCAAUAAGUUCUUGCAAGCUUAGCUUAACUUAAUUAAUAGAUCAAAUUAUGAUAAUCACUCAUUUUAUAAAAUGUAAACAAAGUUAAUGUACAUUUUGACAAAAUUUUCAAUCUCUAAAGAUAUUGAACUUUCAUCUUGUAACUUCAACUACAAAAUAAAAGAGUAUAUCAGAUUAUACCAAAAAGCUUAUAAUAUUUAAUUUUCCUAUCAUAUAGAACAUGAUUUUUACAUUAUAACUAUGAAAUAAAUGCUAAAUUAACUGCUCAUUAAAUUAAUGACAUUUUUGUCUAGACUUAAUGAAGAUUAAAUUUUAAUAGAAAUUUCUUCUGAACAAAAUUAUAUUGACAUAAUAAUUUAUGUAAAAUCUGUAGCUGCCUUAAAUGUAAAAAUCUAAAAAAAAUCCAAUUUCAGAAAAAUUUUAAAAUAAAUAGGACCAUAUGACACAAUAAUAGUCAAUGAAGAAAGUAAAUUUUAAUAUAUAAACAGGUGUAAUUAUUCGUUUGUACAAAAAUUUGGGAGGCUUGGAAGGAAUGAAUCCUAUUGAAUUGUAUUGA
Paramecium sonneborni is the source of this 1081-nucleotide messenger RNA. The record is from the annotation of a GenBank genome assembly. NCBI's taxonomy places the organism in Eukaryota, Ciliophora, Oligohymenophorea, Peniculida, Parameciidae.